AUGGCGGUUUCUCCAUAUCUCCGAAUCUGUCAGUUCUCAUGUUUCUUUAUUGCCAUUAUUGCCAAUACCGUACUCCUUUAUCUGAUCAAGAUCCGAGCUGGAUCCUCGUUCGGAAGAUAUCGAAUCAUGAUGAUUUCAUUUUCGUUGUACGCUAUAAUCUACGCAACAAUUGAGAUUCUAACUCUACCGGUGAUGCAUUUACAUGGAUCUGGAAUUCUGUUCUACGUAAAUAGCAUUCUGAAGCAUCAUAUAACCGCCGGUGUUUUGAUGUCAACGCUGUAUUGCGGCUCAUUUGCAUUCUGUAUCUCCAUGCUCGCCACCCACUUCAUUUUUCGUUACAUUGCGGUUUGCAGAAACAACAAACUCUACUACUUCGAAGGAAACAAAGUAUACCUCUGGUUACUCCCUCCAGCUAUUCUUUUCACUAUUUGGGGAUCCUCUAUUUUUUUCAAUUUUGGACCGAAUCAGCUCAAAAGAGACUAUUUUCGUAAUGUAACAAUGCAAUUAUAUGACGAAGAUAUUGACAAAGUUGCCUUUAUUGCGCCAUUGUACUAUGUUCAUGGAGAAGAUGGAGGUCGUAUUUUUCAGUUUCCAGAUUUGUUUGGAGCAUUUUUGAGUUGCAAUAUUAUGAGUCUCUGCUUCACAACCUGUCUUGUUUGCGCCUAUAAAACUUACAAAAAACUGAACGACUUCUCAACUCAAAUGAGCAAGCGAACCCGUGCUCUCAACAAACAACUAUUCUGGACCCUUGGUCUCCAAACCCUUCUCCCUUGCUUCACACAGUACAUGCCAGUUGGUCUUAUAUUCAUUCUUCCACUUUUUGAAAUCGAAGUUGGAAAAGCUGGAAAUCUAGUUGGUGUCACUUGUUGCCUAUAUCCUGCUAUGGAUCCUCUAAUUGCACUUUUUAUGAUUGAUCGCUUUCGAAAUUACAUACUCGGAAAGGAAUCCCCAUCAACUACGAAGAGCUCAAAAGUGUCUGCUGUUAACUCGGAUAAUCAUUCUUCAACUGGUAAAAAAUAA
Messenger RNA from Caenorhabditis briggsae, 1020 nucleotides. RefSeq names its product Protein CBR-STR-130 (gene Cbr-str-130). NCBI's taxonomy places the organism in Eukaryota, Metazoa, Nematoda, Chromadorea, Rhabditida, Rhabditidae. Gene Ontology annotation, biological process: olfactory behavior; G protein-coupled receptor signaling pathway. The transcript is spliced from 6 exons. The record is from RefSeq and is a predicted model, not a curated record. Gene Ontology annotation, molecular function: G protein-coupled olfactory receptor activity. Bases 1 to 1020 code for a protein of 339 amino acids.